Messenger RNA from Nematolebias whitei (Rio pearlfish), 2908 nucleotides. It is a transcript of the gene ppp1r9bb, whose product is annotated as protein phosphatase 1, regulatory subunit 9Bb. The record is from RefSeq and is a predicted model, not a curated record. Gene Ontology annotation, biological process: actin filament organization; neuron projection development; calcium-mediated signaling. The transcript is spliced from 11 exons. Bases 185 to 2611 code for a protein of 808 amino acids. NCBI's taxonomy places the organism in Eukaryota, Metazoa, Chordata, Actinopteri, Cyprinodontiformes, Rivulidae. Gene Ontology annotation, cellular component: cytoplasm; dendrite; actin cytoskeleton. Gene Ontology annotation, molecular function: actin filament binding.
GAGAGGACCAGAAAUCUGCAGCUCUCCCAGAAUGAAGAGAUCAACAUGAUGCUGCCUCCAAACGGGGAUUAAACAAUCUGUCAUCAGUUUGGGUCUGGUCUGGUUCCGUGCGCCUCCUCCUCCUCUUCCUCCGCUGCCUGUGUGGGGAGACAUGCCGUCGCUGAGCAUCUACUGACUGACCACCAUGAUGAAGACCGAAUCCGCAUCAUCAUCGUCAACAUCCAAGAGCACCACGCUCCGGAGCCCGUCCCCGCACAGGAACGCCUACGAGGCGGGGAUGCAGGCCCUGAAGCCCGUCAAAGACAGCGCGGCCAACGGGGACGUGCAGGAGGGUCCCCGGGGCCGCAGGUACGGCUCCAACGUGCACCGCAUCAAAAACAUGUUCCAGCAGAUGCAGACCACCACGGCGGGCUGCACCGCCGCGGGCGACGCGGAGGGAGGGGAGGACGCCGUCGUGAAGAACGCCGACAAAUCGGUGCGCCUGUCCCUCCCCAGAGCCGGCAGCCUGAAUGAGAACGUGGACCACAGCGCGCUCCUGAAGCUCGGCUCCACCGUGUCGGAGCGCGUCGGCAAAUUCGACCCCAAGUCUGAGAACGGGCACCAGCGGGCCUCCUCACCCAGCUACUCCAAGCUGCAGGAGACCCGCCGCAUCUUCGAGCAGCAGCAGCAGGAGAGGCUGUCCACCACCAGAGUCCUCCUGAAGGCAGAGAAGGCCCCGGGCUUCCAGGAUGGCAGGCUGGACAUGGUGUCCCGCUUCAAUGGCAGCACGGAGUCCCUGGACAGCCUGGACACCAGUGAAGCCGUGUCCCCCACGGUCAGCCAGCUCAGUGCUGUGUUUGAGAGGGCAGCUGAGCUCCGGAACAACCUCCACCGCCUCUCCUCCACACCUCCACUCCCCUCCAGGGGGGUCAGCACCAAGGUGGGGGUGUUGAACUCAAAGAUAAUCACCAAGAGGGUCAGUGCCUUUGCAUCAGGCAACCAAGAGGAGGACAUAAGCAAUCAGAAGGGCCUGGAGACGCCUCCAAGAGGCCUUAGAGGACGGGUAACCCCCCCAUCCGAGAGCAUUAAUGGUGGCCGGAGUGUUGACUCAUCUGCUGAACUUUCAGGCCACGAAGAAAAGACGAACACCCAGAGAGGAAAAACGGUUGCAGAUGCUGGCGUCGAGGCCAAAACUGGAGUGAAACCCAGGGAGCGAUCCGGGGCCAAGGAGCCCAACAGCACAACGGAGAACCUGGAGGACAGAGAACCUGCUGAGGCACGAAGCUCUCCACAAACUGACGAGACACUCCGGCAGGAGGGGGACACGGAUGCUGCUGAGGAGGAGGACAGGACUGUGAUCACGUCUGUGGAUAUCAGUACCUACAGCGCUGCGGGGGACGACUACGAAGACGGCCAGAAGCACGAGGAGGAGGAGGAGGAGGAAUACGAGGAGCACUAUGAGCCUGAGUCCAGCUGUGUGGAGAUUCCAGGGCUGGCCAUGGAAGAGGACCCCCCUCCUGCGAGGAAGAUCCGCUUCAGCAUAGAGCCCAUCAAGGUGUUUGCCACCUAUCCCAACGAGGACUACGACAGGCGCAAUGAAGACGUGGAUCCCAUGGCAGCGUCAGCAGAGUAUGAGCUGGAGAAGAGGGUGGAGAGGCUGGAACUGUUCCCUGUGGAGCUGGAGAAAGACGACGACGGUCUGGGCAUCAGCAUCAUUGGGAUGGGUGCUGGGGCUGACAUGGGCCUGGAGAAACUGGGCAUCUUUGUGAAGACGGUCACCGACGGAGGAGCAGCGCACAGAGACGGCAGGAUCCAGGUGAACGAUCUGAUUGUGGAGGUGGACGGGACCAGUUUGGUGGGAGUCACACAAAGCUUUGCUGCCUCCGUGCUCAGGAACACCUCAGGAACUGUCAAGUUUGUGAUUGGCCGAGAGAAGCCGGGCGAGCAGAGCGAAGUGGCCCAGCUCAUCCAGCAGACACUGGAGCAGGAGCGCUGGCAGAGGGAGAUGAUGGAGCAGCGCUACAACCAGUACAUGGACGAACAGGAGGGCGGUGAAUACGGCACAGAUGAGGAGGAAGAUGAGGAUGAGGAGGCCAGUCCGCCGUAUCCCAGCGCCAUCGAGGUGUUUGACCUGGCAGAGAACGAGGACAUGUCCCCUCUGGAGACGGACCCCGAGAAGCUCGCCCAUAAAUACAAAGAGCUCCACAUAAAACAUGCUGUGACACAGGCCGAGAUCCAGCAGCUGAAAAGAAAGCUGCACCACGCGGAGCAGGAGAAGCAGCGCUGGCGGAUGGACAAAGCCCAGCUGGAGCAGACGCUGCAGGAGAACAAGGAGCGGAUGGAGAAGCUGGAAGGCUACUGGAUGGAGGCUCAGAGCUUGUGCCAGGCGGUGGACGAGCACCUGAAGGAGACUCAGACCCAGUACCAGGCUCUGGAGCGCAAAUACAGUAAAGCCAAACGCCUCAUCAAGGAGUAUCAGCAGAAGGAGAUUGAAUACCUGAAGAAGGAGACUCAGCGUUGUGCACAAGUUGGAGCUGAGGCCUCCAUUUUGAAGGAGGAGUCGGGACAACUCCAGGAACAGGUGGCCGAUCUGGAGUGCAGGGUGGAGGAGCUGAAGUCCGAACCUUUAUAAGCCUUUUUUUUCCCGUUCCGUGUUAAACUUUUCCGGAUGAAGCGGCGUGUCGUUGCACUGAGCUGCAGGGUAUCUGUCUCCAACACGAGCCUGGUCGUAUGCUCGGUCCUUUGGCCUUGUGUUUCAGACACUUUUAACCUCGUUUUUCCGUUGACACCGAUCAAAGGAGGAAGUUUUGUCGUCUUAAGGACAAACCGUUGAGUGCUAAAUGUAUCAUUCUUCUUCAAGCCCCAGAUUUCAGUAUUUCUUUCCUCUUAAUUUGUUGUUUUGUGACCAACCAAGCAUUUAAUUGCCAAA